Messenger RNA from Erythranthe guttata (spotted monkey flower), 1792 nucleotides. Lineage: Eukaryota; Viridiplantae; Streptophyta; Magnoliopsida; Lamiales; Phrymaceae. The record is from RefSeq and is a predicted model, not a curated record.
AGGUUCACCAUGUGGCUUAAAAAUAAAAAUUAUCCAUUCUGCUGCAGCACCUAUCUCCAUACAAUAUUCAAUUUCUCUUUUCACAGUCUUUCUUGGGGGGGCUCAAUCUAAUAUAUAUAAAAUAUAUGUACUUGGUCAUAAAUACACAAACUAUUCCAACUUGUUAGAUCAAGCACUUCUCUCUCAAAAAAAAUCAAGAAUGGAGGAGGAGAACAACAACAUUGUAUCGAGUACUCGCGAAAGCGAUCAACCCCCGCUCCCCGAUUACCACGGCUACAUCACGGUACUCAGCAUCGACGGCGGCGGGAUCAAAGGUAUUCUCCCCGCCGUCAUCCUCGAUUUCCUCGAAUCGCAACUACAGGAGCUAGACGGAGAUCACGUGAGACUCGCGGACUAUUUCGAUGUGAUCGCUGGGACGAGCACCGGGGGGCUCGUGACAGCCAUGAUCACAUCCCCGGACGAAAACAACCGACCCCUUUACGCCGCGAAGGAUAUCACGCCUUUCUACUUAGAAAAUUGCCCCAAGAUUUUCCCGCAAAAGCGGUACGAUCUAUAUAUUAUUUUUUUUUCGAUUUUUUUUUCUUCGGAUUUUUUCGAUUGUUUUAUUCGACGAGUGAGUGAAUGAUUGAAUUUCGCAGGAGGUAUUUGCCAUUUGAGAAAACAAUGAGAUCUUUGCUUGGACCAUUAUAUGAUGGGAAGCAUUUGCGUAGGAUAUUGGAAGAGAAAUUGAAGGGUAUAAAGUUGAGCCAAGCUAUAACUAAUGUUAUUAUUCCAGCUUUUGAUAUCAAGCGUUUGCAGCCUGUUAUUUUCUCCACUUAUGAGGCAAAAAGAUCCCCUUUGUUAGAUGCUAAAUUUUCAGACAUAUGCAUAAGUACUUCAGCAGCUCCCACUUUUCUCCCCGGUCACGAAUUCAUCGUAAAAGACGAUCUAAACUGUCUUGAAAAAGAGUACAAUCUCAUCGACGGUGGUGUCGCUGCAAAUAAUCCGACAUUGAUAGCGAUAACGGAGGUGACGAAAAAGAUGUUCGAGAGCAACACGGACUACUUCCGGAUGGCGCCGGUGGACUAUCCGCAACUUCUAACGAUAUCAAUCGGGACGGGUGCAGCGAGAGUCGACGAAAAAUAUAAUGCGAAAAUUGCAUCAAAAUGGGGAAUUAUGGAUUGGCUGUUACAUGGUGGGACCACACCUUUGCUUGAGAUUUUUAGUCAAUCUAGUGCUGAUAUGGUUGACUUUCACUCCUCUUUGCUGUUCCAAGCUUUUUACUCCGAGCAUAACUACCUUCGAAUCCAGGAUGAUACAUUAAGUGGUAUUGAAAAUACGGUAGAUGUUGCCACACAAGACAACUUGGAGAGACUAGUCGCAAUUGGUCAACGGUUGCUUAAUAACCCGGUUUCCAGGGUUAAUUUGGAAACCGGUCAAACCGAACCGAUCAAAGAUGGUGGCACAAAUCAGGCUGCUAUCAAAAGGUUUGCACGUUUAUUGUCACAUGAAAGGAGAAUGCGAGAGGUGAAGAAAAUGACCGACCGGCCACCGGUUGUUACCCGCUUAACAACGACGGCCGCUGUCGGAAAUAGGGGUAAAAUGGACUUUUCGGUGAAUAAUUCUUUUAAUCACAGGCUUACUUUUUGUCCCAUGUUUUCCAUUAAUGCUUUCACUUCCUCGGCUAAACUAUUUUCCAAAUGAACAAUACUUCGUGUAUCAUUGGGAUGUAAUUUUAUUUAUUUUUUUAAAAGAAACUAUCGAAUAAUUUAUGGGAUUUCAUACAUUUUAUUGUAGUUAUCGAAGAAUUAAU